AGCCGCCCCCGGGCCGGGCGGGCGCCUCAGCCAUGGCCCUGCGCAAGGAGCUCCUCAAGUCCAUCUGGUACGCCUUCACUGCGCUGGACGUGGAGAAGAGCGGCAAGGUCUCCAAGUCCCAGCUCAAGGUGCUGUCCCACAACCUGUACACGGUCCUGCACAUCCCCCAUGACCCCGUGGCCCUGGAGGAGCACUUCCGAGAUGACGACGAUGGCCCCGUGUCCAGCCAGGGCUAUAUGCCCUACCUCAACAAGUACAUCCUGGACAAGGUGGAGGAGGGGGCUUUUGUUAAAGAGCACUUUGAUGAGCUGUGCUGGACCCUGACGGCGAAGAAGAACUACCGAGCGGACAGCAACGGGAACAGCAUGCUCUCCAAUCAGGACGCUUUCCGUCUCUGGUGCCUCUUCAACUUCCUGUCUGAGGACAAGUACCCGCUGAUCAUGGUUCCUGAUGAGGUGGAGUACCUGCUGAAGAAGGUGCUGAGCAGCAUGAGCCUGGAGGUGGGCCUGGGGGAGCUGGAGGAGCUGCUGGCCCAGGAGGCCCAGGCGGCCCAGACCUCCGGGGGCCUCAGCGUCUGGCAGUUCCUGGAGCUCUUCAACUCGGGCCGCUGCCUGCGGGGCGUGGGGCGGGACACGCUCAGCAUGGCCAUCCACGAGGUCUACCAGGAGCUCAUCCAAGACGUCCUGAAGCAGGGCUACCUGUGGAAGCGCGGGCACCUGAGGAGGAAUUGGGCCGAGCGCUGGUUCCAGCUGCAGCCCAGCUGCCUCUGCUACUUCGGGAGUGAAGAGUGCAAGGAGAAGAGGGGCACCAUCCCACUGGAUGCCCACUGCUGCGUGGAGGUGCUGGCCGACCGCGAUGGGAAGCGCUGCAUGUUCUGCGUCAAGACGGCCACCCGCACGUACGAGAUGAGCGCUUCGGACACACGCCAGCGCCAGGAAUGGACGGCCGCCAUCCAGACGGCCAUCCGGCUGCAGGCCGAGGGAAAGACGUCGUUGCACAAGGACCUGAAGCAGAAGCGGCGGGAGCAGCGGGAGCAGCGGGAGCGGCGCCGGGCCGCCAAGGAGGAGGAACUGCUGCGGCUGCAGCAGCUGCAGGAGGAGAAGGAGCGUAAGCUGCAGGAGCUGGAGCUGCUGCAGGAGGCGCAGCGGCAGGCGGAGCGGCUGCUGCAGGAGGAGGAAGAGCGGCGCCGCAGCCAGCACCGGGAGCUGCAGCGGGCGCUGGAAGGGCAGCUGCGCGAGGCGGAGCAGGCCCGGGCCUCCAUGCAGGCUGAGAUGGAGCUGAAGAAGGAGGAGGCCGCCCGUCAGAGGCAGCGCAUCAAAGAGCUGGAGGAGAUGCAGCAGCGGCUGCAGGAGGCCCUGCAACUGGAGGUGAAAGCCCGGCGGGAUGAGGAGGCUGUGCGCCUCGCCCAGACCAGGCUCCUGGAGGAGGAGGAGGAGAAGCUGAAGCAGCUGAUGCAGCUGAAGGAGGAGCAAGAGCGCUACAUCGAGCGCGCGCAGCAGGAGAAGCAGGAGCUGCAGCAGGAGAUGGCGCUGCAGAGCCGCUCCCUGCAGCAGGCGCAGCAGCAGCUGGAGGAGGUGCGGCUGCACCGGCAGAGGGCUGACGAGGACGUGGAGGCUGCCCAGAGGAAGUUGCGCCAGGCCAGCACCAACGUAAAACACUGGAAUGUCCAGAUGAACCGGCUCAUGCAUCCAAUUGAGCCUGGAGAUAAGCGGCCCGUGACCAGCAGCUCCUUCACAGGUUUCCAGCCCUCUCUGCUUGCCCGCCGUGACUCCUCCCUAAAGCGCCUGACCCGCUGGGGAUCCCAGGGCCACAGGACUCCUUCCCCCACCAGCAGGGAGCAGCACAAGUCCCUCAAUGGGGGCAAUGAGGCUUCUGACCCGGCUUCCGCUGCCCAGGAAGACAAAGUGGAUCCAACGCCAGAAAACUAGCCUCUCUCAGCCUCUUCUUCCUCCCCACGUCCUGUCCACCAAGAUGUGGCCCCAGCCGGCUUGUGGGUGGCACCAGUUCCUGCGAGGAGAGGGAGCUGAGGGCUUGGUGCCAGGGACCCAGACCUUCCAACCAGAAGACAACCCAGGACGGAACCUAGUUCAUCUUUUGCACCAGCCCCAAGCCCCAGGCAACUGAGGCCGUCUGAAAUAAUGAUUCUUGGGAAUUUGGCCCUGUGCGUUAGCCCCCUGGACCUGCAGACCCAGGCUGAGGAACAGUGAACAAGCAAGCCAGGGGCCAUCUGGCCGCAGGACACCGCUAAGUGUGGAGGCACAUUUCCAAAUAAAAACUGCUCUUGGAAUUGA
Molecule: messenger RNA, 2291 nt
Organism: Oryctolagus cuniculus (rabbit)
Lineage: Eukaryota; Metazoa; Chordata; Mammalia; Lagomorpha; Leporidae
Gene: DEF6
Product: DEF6 guanine nucleotide exchange factor
Cellular component (GO): cytoplasm; nucleus
Source: RefSeq, a predicted model, not a curated record